AUGUGUAAAUAUAGUGAUCGUUUGAUAGGUAAAGUGGUUAUUAUAACUGGUGCAAAUACUGGUAUCGGCUUCGAAAUAGCGAAAGAUAUGGCUGAAAGAGGUGCUCGAGUGAUCCUUGCUUGUAGAAAUGAAACAAGAGCAAUGGAAGCCAUUAACGAAAUAAGAAAUCAAACACACAACGAAAAUAUCCAUUAUUUGCAUCUGGACCUUGCCUCUCUUUCGUCAGUCAAAGAAUUCGUAGACAAAUUCAUGAAUAAAGAGGAGCGUCUCGACAUUCUCGUAAACAACGCUGGCGUGAUUACUGGAAGCGACGAAAAGACAGAAGACGGGUUAUCAACGAUGAUUCAAUCUAAUUAUCUGGGCCACUUCCUUUUGACAGUUCUACUUCUACCUUUACUGACGUCAUCAGCCCCGAGUCGUAUUAUAAACUUUUCAUCGGUGACCCAUAAAUUUGUAAAUAUUCACCCAGAUGAUUUAUUCACUGUACCAAUAAGAAAAUCGUAUACAAAUAGUAUUUGGUAUUUUAAAACGAAGUUAUGUAUGGUACUUAUGACAAAAGAACUAGCAAGACGUUUGAAUAACACCGGCGUCACUGUAAAUUGUUUGCACCCAGGAGUAGUUAAAACUAACAUAAUUAAUAAUAUAGACAUCAAGUUUGUAAAAACCAUUAUUAAUGCUGCGUUAUCCUGUUUUAAAACCCCAAGGGACGGAGCUGAAACUGCGAUUUAUUUAGCUGUUUCACCGGAGGUGGAAAAACACAGUGGUGGCUAUUAUGUUGAUUGUAAAUUGGCGAACACUAGCCGUCGAGCCCAAAACCCUGAUUUGGCUCGACAAUUGUGGGAGGUUUCCGAAAGAUUAGUGGGCAUAGAAUGUAAAUACCACUAA
Pieris macdunnoughi is the source of this 885-nucleotide messenger RNA. The record is from the annotation of a GenBank genome assembly. Lineage: Eukaryota; Metazoa; Arthropoda; Insecta; Lepidoptera; Pieridae.